CAUUUAUUGCUUUUAGCAGGAUGUAAAAAAGAAGUACCCUAGACCUGGUCCCUCAUGGCAAACCCCCAUUAUGCCUCCCUGAGUGGCAUGCCUCUUCCCCCCACCUCUUCCACUUCCUCUUCUGACAAACUGGAAACUAUUUCUAACUACGACACCGAGCCUACUCCCUCCUACUUCGAUAAAUCGUACUCGUACGACAAGUACAUGGCGGAGUUCCCACGUGCACCUGGCUCACCCUCCAACUCCUCCCAAGUGGAGCUGCUCAGCCAGUUUGCGGACAGUAACUCCCACCAGAACCUCGAGCAGUUGCAGAGUGCCACAGGGUUUGGUGCUGGGUUGGUGUGUUUGUGCGCGGAGACUCUUGUGGGGUACCCCUUUAUUGUGCUGCGUAGACAGUGUCAGGUAAACAUGUGGUGCAAGGCAGCUGAUCUGUCCCCCUACCUCAUGCUCAAAGCCAUCUACCAAAUACAGAAACGACAGGGAGUGCCCGCUCUGUGGAAAGGGUUCACGUGCCACAUGAUGAUGGAGGGAUUACAACUCACUACUGAUUCCUGUAUAUCCCACGUGACUCAGCUUCCUAAAGAGCUCCCUAGUUUCUCUGAAGGUCUCACUCGGACCAUGGGGUACGUGACCCUGAAGACUGUGUCCACCAUCGCCACCCUACCCAUCCUCUCCGCUGUACUCCUAGACACGGUGCAAUCUGAAAGUGCACGUGCAGAGAGCGCGACCCCCAUGUCAUGUCUCAAGGAUGCUAUUUAUAGAUUUACUGGUAGCGGCUCUUCUUAUCAGUACCGUCUUCUCCUGCCUGUCCAUCAACUAAUCAUACCUACAGUUGUUUAUACACUAACCUGGGAUCUGGUGGGUCACCUAGUCCACUCGUCCGUUUUAAAGCUAUGUAAGAUGCGACAAAACUCCAAACAGUCUGACAAAGACUCCAGAAGACAGCCCAAUAAUAAUAAGCUGACGGAGAGUAUAUGGCCUGAGUUACUAGCCGGAACAGUGCACUGUUUUGUGGCUGACCUCAGUCUUCUUCCCCUGGAACUCAUCAUGAACCGACUCCAUCUACAGGGAACACGUGCAAUAGUAGACAACGUGCUGGACGCCCAAAGUGUGAUCCCCUACCAAGCAAGCUACAACAACGUUCAGCAGUGUGUGGAAGCGCUGGUAGACAGCGAGGGUGUGCCCUCAUUUUGGAAGGGCUGUUCCGCUCUACUGCUCCAAUAUUCCACCAGGUUCGCUGUAGUGCACACUGUUAGAAUCCUGCUCAAGUACAUUAAUAAUUUUAGUGAUAAGCCCAGUUUGGUACCCAAUGAUUCGGCCACGAGUUUGGAAAAGUGAAGACUGUUUUCAUUUUCUUUAUUGUAUUCUUUUUGUUUGCUUUUUUGUGAACGAAAAUAACGAAAGUUUUGCACGAUCAAGUUCUGUUGACUUUGAGAGGAUUUUACAUUCAUGAAAUUCUUGGUUUGAUAAAAAAAUGUUUAACGUAAUGAACUAUAUUUAUAAAUUCUUUUCAUCAUGCGCUAUCAUCAUGCACUUAAAUGGAUUAUACAUAAUACGAAUCUGUCUUUAGAUGUAUAUUAUCAUUGUAUGUAGAUGAAAACUUAUAUUUUAUUUUGAUAAAUAUUAAA
This is a messenger RNA of Bolinopsis microptera, 1628 nucleotides long. Its product is annotated as mitochondrial outer membrane protein SLC25A46-like. Gene Ontology annotation, biological process: mitochondrial membrane fission; mitochondrial fission. Gene Ontology annotation, cellular component: mitochondrial outer membrane. The record is from RefSeq and is a predicted model, not a curated record. The transcript is spliced from 9 exons. Lineage: Eukaryota; Metazoa; Ctenophora; Tentaculata; Lobata; Bolinopsidae. The coding region runs from base 55 to 1338 and encodes 427 amino acids.